CUUUUGCAGUUUCGAUUGGACGGAAAGUCAGGAGUUAAUCGACAUGAUGACUGUGAGGGCUCCAUUUUUCAUUAUCAUUAAUCAUCCUGUAGUAGUGCUUCAUUCUUCAUGUUUAAUCCUUUUUUCCAUCGGAAAGGAACGGAAAUUUAUCCUCUUGGUGAGUUGUCUCAGCUUUGUGACACUCGUUUCCGGAAACGCCAGUGCAGAAACUUGUCCCGAGUCGAGAAUCUUAUCCCGACAGAAAAGAUAUUUGUUAUUCCCAGAAGGCAGUAAUGUGCAGUGUGUAUUCUGCUUGACGAUCGGAUCGCUACCACGACCGAGCGAUCUUGUGCUAGGAUUGACAGCAGCUCUUGCUUGGGAAUUGCCGAAUAAAGUAGACAAGAAACUAACGAAAUUGCUGCAUCGUCAGAGCCGAAGUAUUCUCUUCCCUCGAAUCGAAGCUUUCCUCCAAUCGACUGGUCUUGAUGGGAGAUCCUGCGUGCUGCGAGCACUCUGUGAAGCCGGUCAGAAGAGCCAAGAGCUCGUUGGAAAGGGGACGUUUGUUCAAGAACUACUUCAUUCCAUCUUCAGAUUGCGAGGGGACAGUGGUAAAUUCGAAAAGUUUGAGCAUCAUGUCUACGAUUCAGCUCAUGAAAGUAGUGGCGACUGUGCUAAAGACUAUCCAACUUGUAAACACUCCAUCUACGAGCUCGACUUCUAACGCUUGAGAGGUUAGAACGUACCUCAAAUGACAGUCGUUCCAUCAACUUUUUUCUGUACCAUGAAGAAUCCAUGGAAAACUUUCCAGACGGAAACUCUUUGGACGUUCCUUAAUUGUGGUCUACGGUAGCCAUUGGGAUAAUGCACCCUUUUCUACCGGGAAUUCAGUGUCAGCGUGACGUAUUUUUGACAAUAAUUUGGUGGUAGGUGUGUCAAUGAGACUGAAAAAUUCUCCAUGGACCACUCGAGAAACUCCCACACCACUUUAUCUGGCAAGUUGCCUAUCGGAGAGGGAAUUCGGGGAUUCCCCGAGUGCUUCACAUAUCCGGUGCAUCCAGAGGGCGUUUUUCGGAGGGGGGAUUUAUGGGUAUCCAGUGUUUGUCUCAACAUUUGACAAAUCUUUAUCGUGAGAAGAAUCGGUGAAUCCGGGGAAUUUAGUACGUGUUCCUGAAGAUGUGAGGAUAAUCGCGAAAUUA
This is a messenger RNA of Fopius arisanus, 1175 nucleotides long. RefSeq lists its product as uncharacterized. The transcript is spliced from 4 exons. The record is from RefSeq and is a predicted model, not a curated record. Lineage: Eukaryota; Metazoa; Arthropoda; Insecta; Hymenoptera; Braconidae. Bases 44 to 700 code for a protein of 218 amino acids.